AUGAGUAAAAACUAUCGAACUUCAGAGAUUCAAACUCUCUAUCAACAAUAUAAAGACAUUUUGAUUGAUGAUCAAAUGAAAGAGUCACAACUUUUCUUUCAAAUCGAAUCAGAAAUCGGAAAUGCACACACAGAAUUGCUUUCAAAGUGUUUCAAGUAUCGAAUAGAGUAUCAGGUAUUCAAUAACUUAAGAAACCAAAAAGGUCUUCAAAUACCAGAACAGUUUAAAUUCAUUACAAAUCAAAAGUUUUUAAAUUUACAAGGUAAAAGUGCAGAAAUUUCUAGAAAAAUCCUAAUAUUCUACGAGAAUCCUACAGAGUAUGUCGAUAAUAUUAUGAAUUUCCUUAAAGAAAAUCCACAAAAAGUAGAUAACUUCAUUAAUCAACUAUUUCCAUCUUUAUAUGCCUAUUUUACAGAUGAACGUGCAGUUGAAUACGCAUGCACCCUCGUCAACUCUAUUUUGGACGUUUGCGACUUCGAAAUCGGCUCGAAAUUCAUCAAAUCAUUAUUUGACAGCUCAUUCAUGUUCCACAAUGUUCUUUGGACUCAUUUCCGUUAUGAACUGAUCGUACAUUCCCAUAUGAUCAUGUCAAAAGACAAAACAAAAAUUUAUAAUUUAUUUUUCUCAGUUUUGAAGACAGUUUCAGCGAUUGCAUACUACCAAUUUACAUGUCUGAACCGAUUAGUAUCAAUUUCACCUCAUGAAGCCGUUGAAUUUUUCUUGAAAAAAAUUAUUUUUCCAUCUUUCGUCAACCACUACAGAUACCUAUCCUAUCUUGUAGAUACAGAUACAUUUCAGCAUUGUUUCGAUGUUCUUUUCGGCGAAAACUGCGCAGGAGAAGUAGAUUCGUUUGCAGAAAUUUUAGCACCGCAAAGAUACUCCCAGUCCACUCCAAAUAGACUAGAUAUCGGCAUGGCGCGUUGCUACAACAUUACAAUGAUCGCCAGAGACAUGUACGACUUUUUGAAAAUUAUUCAAUGCGAACAAACAACAUUAUCGUUUGUAGCGACCUCAGAAAAGGACAAGAACCUUGACAAAUCACUUGUGAACCUUUCUAUCCCGAAACAACCGAAUAUCCAAGAAAUUCGGGAUUUCGUCGGUUCCGAUGAAGAAGAAAGGAAAUUCGCGUUCCUACAGAAUGAAGCUGAGAAAGAGGAUGUUCCUGUGAUCAAUAAAAUCGCGAUUUACAUUGAAGAUAAUCAUUGCAGAGAUCAGAGCGAACAAUUUGUUGUUUUCGCUCUCAAAAAGCUGAUUAAUAUUUCAAUGAAGAGAAACAGACAGUUCAAACAGGUCAUUUCCAUGAAAAAAGUCUUAAAUCAGAUGAACGACUUUUUAAGUAUCAUUGAUGAAGAGACCGAUGGUCUGAACUAUUCAUUUGUUCAAUCCUCGUAUGGAGCAUACUACGGAGCCCUCACAGAAUGCGAUCCGAAAAGUUUUGUGUCAAAUGUGAAGUCACUUAUGUCAAAAUUCUCUGAUUUCCCAUGGAUAAAGAUGCCGAUCAUCAUUGUGAAGCUAAAUGCGGGAUUUAAGAAGGAUUUGCCCUCAAUUAAGAAUUUCAUGGAAACAAUUUACGAUGUACAGGCCAUUCCGAUUGUUCCUGGUGAUAACGAAGAAGUUCCUGAAGUCAUGGUCCCUCACAUUGACUAUUGCAAGAAACUUUUGGAAUUGGCGUUGAAUUCUCCAUUGGGAUACAGAAUUCUACUUCUUAAUGAACUUAUUACGAACAUAAUUGACGGAUGCAACAUGCUUAGAAUGGUAAAUAUCGAAGCAAAAGAAAAGAUUUUAUUUAAACAUUUUUUCACAAGUGAAAACCAAAGAAUAUUGAUUGAAACAAUCUUAACUGCAAAGCAGAUCUAUGAAGCACUCAAAGCAGCUAAUAUUUCAUUAGAAAAUACUAUUUUUAAGAAUAUCUCAGAUUAUACUGUCUCCUGGGCUAUUAAUUUCUUCGAUAUCAGAGAAGAUAUCGUCAUUGGAAUGCAAAAAGUCUGUAUUACACCACUUGGAUCAUAA
This is a messenger RNA of Trichomonas vaginalis G3, 2010 nucleotides long. RefSeq lists its product as uncharacterized. Bases 1 to 2010 code for a protein of 669 amino acids. The record is from RefSeq and is a predicted model, not a curated record. The transcript has a single exon. Lineage: Eukaryota; Parabasalia; Trichomonadida; Trichomonadidae.